This is a messenger RNA of Cataglyphis hispanica, 7442 nucleotides long. RefSeq lists its product as uncharacterized. The transcript has 19 exons. The coding region runs from base 446 to 6646 and encodes 2066 amino acids. Gene Ontology annotation, cellular component: dendrite; postsynaptic density; cytoplasm. NCBI's taxonomy places the organism in Eukaryota, Metazoa, Arthropoda, Insecta, Hymenoptera, Formicidae. Gene Ontology annotation, molecular function: actin filament binding. The record is from RefSeq and is a predicted model, not a curated record. Gene Ontology annotation, biological process: actin filament organization; calcium-mediated signaling; neuron projection development.
GUGUCCGCGGUCGGCACCUCGCGAUGCGGAACGGCGCGUCGCUGAAACGGCAGCGAUUGAUAAUUGUAGGUGUGCGUGUGUGUAUGUGUGUAUGUGACUCGCGAAUUCGGGAUCGACGUCGUGAUUAAGCUCGCCGGGCAUGGCGUUCGCGUAUUGCUAACAGCGUACGCGAAUAGUUCGCCGAACUCGUCCGCGCGGCCCUUGGGAAGGGCGAGAACGCUGUUCUCGAAGCGCCGCGGAGCGGAAUUGUGCGGAGUCGGGCGGCUUGUCUGACCGAAAGAUAAAGAGAGAGAGAGAGAGAGUGAGAUGCUCGGGCGCACAUGGUGACAUCGUCUUCCGGAUUUUUCUGCAAUGAAAUACAUGAAUGACAAUGGGCUGAAAUGCUUAAAUGAUUAGCACCUACAUUUAAUUGUUAUAAACUAUUGUCAACGAGUUUGCGUCAGACAUGGCAGCUAUAGAAGAGAAAAAGCGAGUCGGUGGCUCUAAGGUGUCAGCCAUUGCAAACAUCUUUCAGUCCAAACCGCAAUUGGAUCUAAGCCAUAGAACUAACAAUAUUCUGUCGGAGGGAUUUAAGGAGCCAGCUGUUCCGCUGAAAGAAUCUCCGACGCAAGUAACAGUGGUCAGAACGGAGAGUCAUGUAGCACGUUUUAACAAUGCUCGAGCUCUCUUUGAGAAGCUCGGCGAGGAAAACAAAUCGAAUAGACCGGUGGAUCGGGUUACUAAACCCAACAAUUUGCACGGUCUUCGGUCCCGCUCUAGCUCCGCAAAUUCGGGUUCCGGGUGCACCUCUCCCGCGAGGUCACCCCGUCCUCGUUCACCUUCUCCACCAGGCAAUCGCGAGCAUCUGAGUACAUGGAGCGCCAGUGUACCGACUUUGAAUGCGGAACGGCAUUUCGAGAAUGGUCACUGUGCGCCAGAGCGACGUCCCUGCGCGGGUAAAGUCGAGCGGACGUUGGGCAAAGAAAACGAUCGACCGGAACGGCCGGAGAAACCGGAACGUCGGCCGAAUUCGAAGGAACUUAUAGAGAAACAGAAAAAUUGGACUAGCCAUUUCUCCAAAACUAGACCAAGUCGCUACAACUCUGAUCCGAAUCGCUCGCUGGUUCAGACAUCCCUAAAUUCACAGAACGCUCAGAAUCAGAUCCAGCAAUCGGUGUCCGUCGAUGCUUGUCAGAGCUCAGUAAGCGCAACGACAAAUGAUUUCGCCAAUCCGGCUACUAGAUCGGCAAGCUUCUGUUCGGCACGUUCGCCUCCGCCGCCGCCUCCGCCUGUUCGGAAUUCGUCCGCGGCCGGCAGGAGAGAACGACCGGCAAGUAUUGCCACCAUCAACCCAUCCGAGUUAUUGGAGAGCCCGGAAUACGCGACAGUGGAGAGGUUCGACGAUAUCUCGCCGACCAUUCCUGAAUAUGCUGUUGUUCAAAAGACAAAAAAGCUUCAAGAUAAUAUGAAAGAGAGCCAAGAUGAUGGCGCUGGUAAGACUCAAGAUGCCAUAUUACCGGAGUAUGCUGUUGUGCAAAAGAAUAGCUCGAAGGCAGCUUUGAAACCAAUGGAAAAAGAAACUUCCAAGGUCAAUGCAAGCCAGAAGAGCGCAGUUACUCCGGAGGCAACUGCAGGGAAUAAAAUUGUGACUUCGAAAUCUACAGAAAGCGCCAAAGACAUCUCUAAGAUCACUUUACAGAACUCAAAGAGUUUAGCAACUGCAGAAGCAGUCCCAGGAAACAAAACUGUAAUUGUAAAGUCAGUAGAGGAUACCAAGGAGACUUCCAAGCCUGUUGUGCAGAGUUCAAAAAGCUCAAUAGUUAUGGAAGGAGUUCCAGGAUAUAAAAACGCAAUUUCGAAAUCAAUGGAAAAUUCGAAAGAAAUCUCGAAGAAUUCCAUACCUGCGGAUGGAGUACCAGUAUUCAGAACUGCGAUUUCUAAGCCAAUAGAGGAUUCAAAAGAGAAGACUGAAGGAUUAAAAGAAGUUAUAAAAUGCUCGACAGCUGCAGAAUCUAAAACUUCCGUCACGAAUGAAAUUAAUAAUGACGUUUCUGAACAAACGAAGGCAUCACCAAUAUUGCAUUACGAGGUUUCUAGUCCGACUCGAAAUGUCUCGAUGGAUAACGUGCUAGUAAGGAGGGAGAGCGAUUUGCUAGAGGCACCGGAAUAUUUUAAUUGUCCUCCGAGUCCGAUUCACUCACCGGCAAAGACUUCUGAGUGGAGAAAUGAGUGGCUGGCGAAGAACGACGAGAUUCUAAAGAGAACCGUAGAUUUGAAAAUCUCGACGAAAGAAGUUCCAGAGGCAGAAUUACGUAGCGAAGUUAUCAGACCAGAUCCAAGACCUGAUUGGGCCAGACCAAGCGCGAAUGCGAAAAGGAAAGACACUAUGGCGGACGAUAAAAAAGAACUGAUACGCUCUCCAGAAUCCGAACUAGGACUGCCCUCCGUAGGCACAGAUAGCGCUUCAUCCAGCAUGAGCUCACCUAGUUCACCCUCCAAGGAUAGUAAGGAGGAAAAGGCGGAGAAGGAAAUGUCAGAAAAGCAUCAGACAGGUCGCAAUAGCUAUGACUUGGAGACAGAAGAUCAAGAAAAACCAGCCACGUAUCAGGGCAUGGAGACCGUCUCCGAAAAGGACCAAUUCCAGUUUAACGAAACAGACACAACUACAGUCAUUCGACGUUCUCACGUGCGUCUUGAUCUUCAAGCUGCGGGUUUAGGUCCACGUCCGCCUUCUGUGAUCAGUUCUGACCAAGAAUAUCCUCCGUUGGAGCAUAAGGAUAUUCCUGUGCCCUCUCCAUAUGCCAAAAAGCUACAGAGUGAAGAUACUGUUUCGCAGAGUAAUCCUGAAUGCAAAAUAAAAACUAAACUAAGUGCAGAAAUAAAGAAUGAUAGUGAUACUACAGAGGUAAUAAAGAUCAAUUCUACAUCUACAGAAGUAUUGUCAGAGAUCAAGCCAAAGCCCAGCAGUGAUGGAGUAUGUCAGAAGACUGUCUCGAAUGCGAAAAAUGAUCAAAUCAAGAUCAGUCUAAGGGAGAAGAUUGCAAAGAACAAAGAGGAGGUCUCUGACAAGCGUUCCAGCUUUGUAGAGGCAGAAAGCAAGGUUGAUAGUGUAGACAAAGUGACCCACCGCAGUCAGGAAAUGAAUAACUUUGGAUCCAUUGCAAAGGAGAACAAAGAUGAGGAGAAAUAUACAACAGAAGUAGCUAAUUCCGAUAUCAGCAAUAAAAAGGAUUGCAUCGCAGCAGUGAAUAAUGUCUUAAACAGGAAAACGGAAGAGAAUGUGGAGCAAAUCCAGACGACGUGGGAGCAGGAGAAGCAAAAGGCCGAACUGGCGAAACUCAGAUUAUCGGAGAAUUAUAAUCAGGGUUCUCCACUGGCAUCUAAUGUGCUUUCGCAAAAACAUUCCGGCAGAAAAUCCAUCGAACAUUCUGCAUCAGAAAGCAGUCAAAUCGAAGACAGUGAUUCUAGUGAUACUAAAACCGUUACCAAUAUUGAGUGCGUGACGAUGGAUAUGCAAAAUAAUUCUCCUAGAUUAACGGAGACUCCUUCGAAGACUGGUGUCAAUCAUAUCACUCCUGUGACACCAGAUACAAUGACUCCAGAUGAAGCUGAAAAUCUACUGAGUUCUCGCAUCUUAGAGAAAAAGAUCAGACAAGGUUCGGCAUUGCUAUCGGAUGAGGAGGCACAGGAGAUAGCGAGGCUGCUAUCUCCCACCAGUGUCGAUGGCGCGGCAGGUGAUGGGAUUUCUAAUGACAAGAAUAAGGAAGGACAGGACAGGGAUAGCAGAGAUGACCAGGAUAACACGCCCGAUUGGCUGUCCGAUGUCCUGUCUGCUCCUGAUUCCAGUCUUAUCAAUAGCGCCACUCACGAUUAUAGCCUAUCUCAUAGAUCUCGCAGUGACCUGACAAUCGAUUCGUUGACGGAGAGCCAAAUAGGAUCAGUGACUGGAAGUGAGAGUGGAUUGCUAGGCUCCGUCAGUAGUUUAAACGACACCCAGGAAGCUAACGACGACACCGAAACCGAGCAUCAGGACGAGUACAUUCCGACUCCAGGAAAAAUAGUACUCGUCGAGAAUGGCGUGCACUAUUUCGAAGACGGCCACUUCUGGAUGGAGGUCGCGGGAAUUCCAGAAUCCGAUGAGGAUGACGAGGAUUAUCCGUCUACCGUGCCCGUGAAGAAAACUUCCAAGGUGUCUUUCGACACCGGUCCCAUGCGCGUUUACUCCACGCACUCGGUCAACGAAUAUGAUCGCCGUAACGAGGAUGUUGAUCCUGUCGCAGCUAGUGCGGAAUAUGAACUAGAGAAACGUGUCGAAAAGAUGGAGGUUUUCCCAGUCGAGUUGAUGAAAGGCCCGGAGGGUCUGGGUCUCAGCAUAAUUGGGAUGGGCGUGGGUGCGGACGCAGGUUUAGAGAAGCUGGGCAUUUUCGUGAAAACUAUCACGGAGAAAGGUGCGGCCGCGCGUGAGGGGCGAAUCCAGGUGAACGAUCAGAUCGUCGAGGUCGAUGGCAAGAGUCUGGUCGGCGUAACGCAGGCUUAUGCCGCUAGUGUGCUAAGGAACACUUCCGGUCUUGUACGAUUCGUCAUUGGCAGGGAAAAGGAUCCCAAGAAUUCUGAAGUGGCAAUGCUGAUUAGACAGAGUCUUCAGGCGGACAAGGAAAGAGAGCUGGCAAAUGCUGCCAAUAGAAAACUCAAUUUUUCCGAUGCAUCCCCCGAUGGCCAACGAGGCAGCGAAGAUAUCUCCAUCGGUAGCGGGAUAAGCGGAAUCCCCGGUUCGCCGGCGAUGUCUUCUUGUUCGGAAGGGGAACCAGCUCAUAGCCCCAUUGAGAACUACCUAUCACCCUCUAGUCGCAGCCGAUCUCCUAUACUUAGCUCAUCCAUGCCACAACACACUGCCACUACACAAAGCGACGUAGAUAGUCUGCGAUUGCUCUUGCAAGAGAGUCAGUAUAAACUUGCAAUAGCGGACGAAGAAACUGAAAAGCUCAAAGCAAAGUUGGUGGAAUUAGAAAAUAGCGGAGCGGGUAGUGAAGAAUACGCGGCCAAGCUACGGGAAUCAGGAUUGCGUCUUCACGAAUCGGAAAGGGCGUUAAGUACUGCUCGCCAAGACCUGUCGACGGCUAGGGAGAUGUUAUCGCAAGCGACAGCGCAGAACGCGGCGUUGCAGCAAAAGUACGCCAGGGCCAGACGAGCCGCCAGAGAGCUACGAACAGACAUUGUGGCCAGAGACGAGUUUUAUCAACAAUUAUUGCAGGAGAAAGACACAGAGUACAAUGCGUUAGUGAAGAGUCUUAAGGACAGAGUGAUCACGUUAGAAGUGGAGUUGACGGAGACGCAGAGACGAUUCGGUUUGCCUGUGCGAUUGCCAUACGAUAAUACGACUGCCAGGAUAGUAACGCCACAACUUUCUCGUCGACAACUACCACCGCCGCCUUCGUCAACCAGCUGCCAGCUCUCAGACACGGAGACAUCCGAUCUCAGUAGUCCAGACGACGGUGAUAAGACUGCGACUGUGGAGAGAAAAUUGCCUCUGCCAAUACCGGUGAAGGAAGAACUAGAUCGCGCUGUACCAGCUCAUCGUCUGCUGGAUAAUUCCGCGGGCAAAAGCAAGGCUGAGCUAGCCAGCCGGGGCGGAUUGGCGAAUCGUCAAUUGCCCAAACGCUCCGGAGGCCUCAGCAAUAGCAGCUCCGAUUAUGGUCUGGACGAAUCAGGUGAUAAUACGGAUGACGAUUCCUCUUCAAAACUUACCUCGCAGGACAACAGCAGCAGGUCGCCCAACGACUUUACAUGCAAACAGUCCAAUUUGAGUUCUUACUCCAGCACUUCGUCUAUCAGUUCGCUCAAAAGCAAAUCGCAUAUGGAUCCUAUACAUGCCACUAUGAUCCGACAGCACAGUACUAUUAGCUCACAAGUCAGAGCAAUGACUGAACAGAGUUGGCCACAAUCGCAGAAAACUUUAACUGGACCUCCUGCAUCACUGGCAGAACAGCUAAAACAGGUUUUAGCAGAGAGAGAGAAACGACUUGGCGGGAAUGAUUCCUCGCGAGAAAGCUCUGGAGAUUUCAGUGAUCUCAACAAUCCUCAUAAUGAUCCAACGAUGGUUACACAUCAUCUUGUGGAAGAAAUACGACAAGCUGUUAACGAGGCUAAUCAAAGAGUGAAAAAGGUGUCAAUUUCCCCAUCGAACUUAAUCAGUAGUGGAAGUGCACCUUGGCAUCAUCCAGGAAGUUCUCCUUCAAGCUUGUCUUCUGGCGGUUCCGUGAGUCCUCCCGGUGUUGAUCCUAGUCUUUCAAAAGCCGGUAGUCUAGCAGAUUCGAGCACAGUUUGGUUGCCCGCUCACCUAAGCGACUUUGGUUUAGGUGACAAAAAAUCUCACUUCUGGCAGAAUGCACCAGUCACGGAUUGGUCCAAAGAGCAAGUUUGCCAAUGGCUUACGGGAAUUGGUUUAGAACACUAUUCGUCGCAAUUUUUGGAUAACGGCAUCAACGGAAGUAAUCUAUUACGUUUGGAAUCCAGGGAAUUGAAGGCCCUAGGAGUUUACGGUGAAGCUAAAGCGCAUCUAAAGCGCAAGUUGAAAGAGUUAAGGGCCCAGGCCGAUCGCGAGCGCAAGGAGCGCAAGGAAAUAGAGCGAAUGCGACGAAAAGCGGAAAAAGCCGCACGGAAAAAAUAGCUCGAGAGUGAAUUAUAAAGGCGUUCAAUAUCAAUUAGAGGCGCCCGAUAGGAUAAUGCGGACUUUUUCAACGCUAGGUGUACAGGGUAUCUCGAAAGAGGUAAAUAGAGGAAUUAAUAAAAUGAAUAAUAUCAGAAUUUAUUUAUUGAAAAAUUAUAUUUAUUGAGAAACAUUGGAGAUUAAAUUUUUCUUAGGAAAUUUGAAUAAAGAAAUGACGCCGUCCAUUUCACAUAGGAUGUCAUUUAGAUAUGUCAUCUAGAAAACCAUCUACAUAUUCUUGUCAUAUUUAUGAAAGAAUUGUAUGUAAAAGUUUUUUAAAUAUUAGUGUUUUUUUUGUCAAUCAUCUCUUUGAGGUUUAUCGUCUUUUAAAAUAAUUUCAAACAGUAUAAAAUUGAGAUCAAAAUCAUAUUAAAUAAUUUCUGAUGAUACUUAAAGAUAACAGAUCAUAUUUAUUUCAAAUAAUUCAUAAUAGUAAUUAGGAGAGUAGUAUUAAUCUUGUAAUAAUUUAAUUUAAAGAAAUAAUUUAUGCUUAAUUAUGCUUAUGAAUUAUUUGAAAUAAUUAAUAAUAUAGUGUGAUGACAGCAAUUUUUCGUCAUUUAAUGUCAUUUGUUACUACAAUUUAAUUUUAGUCAAAAGAAUUAUUAUAUUCUAAUAACAAAUUAUCAACUUUUGUGAUAACUCUUUUAAUUUUGAAAGAAUGUUAUAUUUAAAUUUUCAUUAAUUUUAAAUAUUUUCUAAUAAAAUUAUUAUAAAAGUACAUAAUUAGUCGAAAUAAUUCCUAAUAAUUGAAAUUACA